This is a messenger RNA of Nematolebias whitei (Rio pearlfish), 642 nucleotides long. RefSeq names its product pro-opiomelanocortin-like. Gene Ontology annotation, molecular function: neuropeptide hormone activity. Gene Ontology annotation, cellular component: extracellular region. The coding region runs from base 1 to 642 and encodes 213 amino acids. The transcript has 2 exons. Gene Ontology annotation, biological process: neuropeptide signaling pathway. The record is from RefSeq and is a predicted model, not a curated record. NCBI's taxonomy places the organism in Eukaryota, Metazoa, Chordata, Actinopteri, Cyprinodontiformes, Rivulidae.
AUGCAUCCUGUGUUGCUAUUGGUCGCUGCAGUGUUGGUGGGCGUGGCCAGAGGAGCGCACAGUCACUGCUGGGAGCCUCCUGGCUGUCAGGAGCUGAACUCUGACAGCAGCAUGAAGGAGUGCCUCCAGCUCUGUCACUCUGACUCACACAAGAUGACCAUGGUCCUCGCCAACGUCCACCUUCAGCCUCUUUCUUCAUCAGACCCACUUUAUGUUUUGACCUCCGUACCCUCGAUGUCACCUCAGGCCAAACGCUCCUACUCCAUGGAGCAUUUCCGCUGGGGGAAGCCUGCUGGGCGAAAGCGCCGCCCGAUCAAAGUCUUCACAGGGAGCAGUGGCGAGGAAGAGUCAGCUGAGCUUUUCCCUGGAGAGACAAGGAGACGGGAGCUCUCCAGGGAAACGACAGCUGCUGAGGACGAGGAGAAGGUGGCGAAGGAGGAGGAGGAGCAGCUUUCCAACGAGCUACACGAUAAAAAAGAUGCCCCGUACAAGAUGAAGCACUUCCGCUGGGGGGCCCCCAUGGCAAGCAAACGCUACGGAGGCUUCAUGAAGAGCUGGGACGAACGCAGCCAGAUGCCCCUGUUCACGCUCUUCAAGAACGUCAUCAACAAGGAAGAACAGGAGGAGAAGAGAGAGCAGUGA